AGUUAACCUUGUUUUUAUUUUUACUUUUUGCAUGUUUCACUAAUUAGUAAUUAGCCAAUUCCAAGAAAUUAUCUACACGUUUAAUAGCGAAUCUUUUAGCAGGAAUUAUGGUCAAUAUUUGACAUCACAAUGAGUAAUUUUAAGUUAUAUAAUUUAAGCAAAAAAAUGUUACUUUAACAAUACAGAGAAAGUAUUAAGUUUUAUUAUUUUAAUAAGUAAAUGAAUUUGUAUAAAAAUGACUGUAACAUACACCGCGGAAGUAGCCACCUGCACAGGGCUUGGAUGUUUUUUACACCUGUUGGGGAGGUGGCGAGGUAGCAUUUAUAAAUUAGUAUGGAGAGAUCUGUUGAUAUACUUAGUAUGUUAUUACACGCUGAAUCUGAUUUAUCGACUGGCGCUAAAUGAAGGGCAGCAGCUAGUAUUUGAAAGUGUCGUCGAUUAUUGUAAAGAGUACAGCACCUUAAUUCCGUUGUCGUUCGUGCUCGGCUUUUACGUGAACAUUGUAAUGCAGAGAUGGUGGAAUCAAUAUACCGCAAUUCCAAGGCCUGACUCGCUCGCCGUUUUUGUUAGUAGCACCGUGCAUGGCCAGGAUGAAAGGGGACGUGUUAUGCGAAGAACUAUAAUGAGAUAUGCGUGCCUAAGUGUCAGCAUGGUAUUUACAAUGAUUUCUCCAAGGGUGAAAAAGCGAUUUCCAACCUUAGGCCAUUUUGUUGAAGCUGGUCUCCUACAACCUGGCGAAAAAGAAAUAAUGGACGAUCUAAAUUCCAAAUUUCCUAAACAUUCUAAACACUGGUUACCACUGGUAUGGGCCGCCAGUAUAGUAACAGGUGCUCGUAAAGAAGGACGCGUACGCGAUGAUUUUGCAGUAAAAACCAUGCUCGACGAGAUAAAUAAGUUCAGGAGUCAAUGUGGAACGCUGCUAACUUACGAUACAAUGAGUAUACCCCUUGUUUACACGCAGGUCGUUACGUUAGCUGUUUACACUUAUUUUGUGACUACCCUCAUGGGUCACCAAUGGAUUAAAGAAUCAAAGUCGACCGUUGAUAUUUACUUUCCUGUUUUUACAACGUUGCAAUUCUUUUUUUAUGUAGGGUGGCUCAAAGUCGCCGAAACGUUAAUCAAUCCCUUCGGGGACGAUGAUGAUGAUUUUGAAGUGAAUUGGAUGAUUGACAGAAACUUGCAGAUGUCAUACUUGAUCGUAGACGAAAUGCAUCACGAUCAUCCAGAACUUAUCCGAGAUCAGUAUUGGGACGAAGUGUUCCCCUUCGAAUUACCAUACACUUUGGCAUCGGAACCGUUCCGUGAACAACAUCCGUUACCAUCGACCGCCAAUAUUAAAGUGAAAAGGGACGAAUCCGAUCUUUUUAUUCCAUCAUCUCUGAAAAUUGACGAAAUACAGUACGAUGAUCUGCAUAGUCCUAUUAAUUUCACGGCGAAACCUGCAAGUUUACGAAGAUCUGGAAGCUCUAAGCUCUCACUAGGACGGUCUGUUUCGGACGGAAUGCACCGAGUAAACACUGUGGCUGGUCGUUUGAAACGUAUGUUUUCCACCAAGGACGAAAGUGAGAAUAAGGAUAAAGAGAAUUACGCUGGCUCUAUGGCGGAACUUGCGCAAAGUAAUCAGUCAUUACAUAUAAAACCCCCACGACCUGGUAGUAUGCGGAUUGCCGAUCAAGUCAUUGAAGAGGUUGAUGAACAAACCACUAUAACACAGCAGAAAAAGGCGGAACCACCUCAUCCCUCUGUUAUAGGUUUGUUUGGUCCACCACCACCGUCCCAGCCAGUGCCUGUACCAACGACAAGUGCCUCACCGUUUGAAUUUCCUGUGAUUCAACGACCUCAGAUAUCUAAAUCGGCACCGACACAUGAGACACCGAGGGAGAUGGAUUUUAUUGAUAACAUUAGCAUUGGGUCUGUAGAUGCGGAUGGUUCCGAUGAUGAAUUUACGAGGUUGAAAAAUUUACGCGAACAAGAAAGACGCAGUCGGCUUGCAAUAAAUUACGGAAGAUCAUUGAGCAACAGAAGCGAUCAUAAUGAUACAGAGUUGUUACUGCUCGAGAGGCGCGGAAGUUCAAAGAAGUCAUCCAGGGGUUCCAUAGAUGUAUGACACGUUAUUUUAGUCAAACCAGCUUCUAGUAAAUAUCCAUUUAUACAAACUUGUUGAUAUGGCCUUAGUAUAAGCACAAUAAUUUAUUUUAAUAUAGUAACUGCAUAAAAUUAGUAAUUUUCGAUAUUCUUAUUAAAAAUGUAAUCGAGUACAGAAAAAGUGCAUGAUUUUACAAUAAUUAAUACAAACAUUGCCUUGCUUUACAAUUACUGUAGAAUAAGCCAAAAUGUAUUCAAUUUUAAAUAAAUUUUUAGUGUAAGGAUCUCAGUAUCUCGCAAAAACUAUUUUUUUAAUACUUCUUCAGUUCAAUUAUAAUUUU
Photinus pyralis (common eastern firefly) is the source of this 2426-nucleotide messenger RNA. RefSeq names its product bestrophin-2-like. Lineage: Eukaryota; Metazoa; Arthropoda; Insecta; Coleoptera; Lampyridae. The transcript has 9 exons. The coding region runs from base 236 to 2107 and encodes 623 amino acids. The record is from RefSeq and is a predicted model, not a curated record. Gene Ontology annotation, molecular function: chloride channel activity.